This is a messenger RNA of Debaryomyces fabryi, 2805 nucleotides long. It is a transcript of the gene CHS6, whose product is annotated as Chs6p. Gene Ontology annotation, biological process: Golgi to plasma membrane transport. The record is from RefSeq and is a predicted model, not a curated record. Gene Ontology annotation, molecular function: protein binding. Bases 1 to 2805 code for a protein of 934 amino acids. The transcript has a single exon. NCBI's taxonomy places the organism in Eukaryota, Fungi, Ascomycota, Pichiomycetes, Serinales, Debaryomycetaceae. Gene Ontology annotation, cellular component: exomer complex.
AUGGGCGACCCGAUGGCGAUAAAUGAAGGCUUCGAAAAGGGACAUAGAAAGAAUAAAGCGUCUACAUCUUCUUUGCCAUUCUUGUCCUCAUACAAUUCGUCAACUUCCAUCUCUUCGUACGUCUCGGCCACAAGUGAUUUGGAAGACAAAGAAACGAAUCGGUUAAUUACACCAUGCAUACGAGAACCAUACUAUGGGAAAUCUCUUGGAAUGCGAUCAAAUUCCCAGAUGACAAUAAAUCCAGAUACUUGUAAUGGACCACCUGAUUUAAUUCACUGGGGUAAGCAUUUUGGAUCUAGAUCGUCCCAAUUUUUAAAUAAUGAUUUCAUAUCUAAGAAAUGGAAGGCGAACGAAGAAUCAUAUUCAAAGGAUGAAGAUGGAUAUGUUGGAUAUUAUUAUUAUGCUAAUGGUAUAAGAUUUGACAAAAACGAAGAUACUAUUGAAGACUAUAUUUGCGAUUUAAUCGGGUUAGAGAAGAAAGACGAAGAGUUUAGAUGGAAAAAAGAUGCUAGCGUUGAUUUGUCAACCAACUGCAAAAGAGAUAUUGUUGUAACGUAUUGCACAUACAACAUAUUCAGCAAAGCUGACUUACGUUCAAAGUUUAAAAUUCGUACGUUUGGGUCUUCGAAAAAUGCAUCGGUUAAGAUUGAAAAGUCCUAUCAGGUUAUUCCGAACAGUUUGGAUUCAAGAAAUAGAAAGGUAUAUUCAUUCAGUCAGCAAACGAUAAAAAAUUUAUCAUCUGCUUUUUGGGAGGAGUUGACUGUAUCUGAGAUAGUACGAUUAUUUAGCCACCUUGAUAAUCCCGACAAGCAAAUCACUGGUUUGGUUAGCUAUGCAAAUAUGACAAGUUCAAAACAAGUCAUAAUUAAAUCUGCGAAACUACUAGUUAAAUUUUUGAAUAAAGGUAAUAUGACUGAAACGGACCCUGCUAUUGGUAGUAUUACGGGGACGGGUGGAAGCGGAGAAUCUAAUAAGAAGACCAAUCAGUAUAAAAAUUCUAUAAUUGAUUCUUUAUUAAGAAUUUGUCAUUUAGAAACCAGUGGUGAAGUGAGUGAUAUUACAAUAAAUGAAAUAAGACGUAGAUAUUAUGUCGGCGUGGAAGAUGUUGGAGAAUGGGAUAUAGUCAUUUUGAAAAUUCUUAAAGUUCAGAGUGGCUCGAACAAAGAAGGAGAAUACAUCAGAUUGAUACAUAAGCAUUUCAAUUCUAUGAAUAUUCACAACACCCAACUGGCGUUGGUUUUAACAGAGCAAGUUAAAUUUCUAAUAUCGAAAAAAAAUUACAAAACUGCUUUGAAAAUAGCGAAAAUCUGUAUCGAAAUACUUCCUCUUGAUUUUGAGACUUGGUAUAAUUUGGCCUUAUGCUAUAUUCUUGUUCAAGAUUAUUCAAAUGCUUUAUUAGUGAUGAAUUCCAUUCCUAUCAUUUUGUCUCAGAAACUAAAAAUUACUGACACUGAUAGUGUUGCUGGAGUUAAGGAUAUGUAUAUAGAAACUUUCGUUGACAGACUUAACAAUAAUGAAGAAGUGAUCUCAGAGAAAACAUUUGAGGCAUACUUUCCAAGGCCUAAAUCAUAUGCCUCUAAUUAUCCUAGAUACGUCUCACUUUCAAAGAAACCUGUGUCAGAUGAUACAUUGAUAGAUGAAGGUUCAGUUCAGAUGAUUUGGAAGGAUUUGUUCUUGUUCAACUCACAUCUUCGUCAUCCUAUAAAUGGGAAUCAGUUUUACCAAUCUCCUCUUAUGAAUAGUUCAGCCCGUGAAUUAUCAUCUGUUGAUCCAAAUCUUAUCAGAUUAUGUGGUCCCUCUUCAGCAAAAAUUAUUCUUUCAGCACAAUCAGCUGGUACACCAUCAUCAUCAAUUUUAGACUUCGAUAGGAAAUCCACAUGGGGUAGGUGUUAUGAUUUAUUGUCGCUCCUAAUAGCUUUAGUUGGCUGGGAUGACCUUAUCCGGAUAAAAGAAGGUGUUUUCAAGGGCCUGAAUGUAAUAUCAAAGAAUUCAAAACCGGGAUAUAUUGUUAAUAAUAAUGUCAAAGAGAAUACUCAAGUGGUCUGUUCCAGCUGGUUAGAUCAACUAUUUUUGAUCAUAUAUGAAGAUUUAAAAAGUUUAAUGCUUAUCACUGCCCAUGAUAAAGAACAACAUCAUAGCGCUAUUGAAUGGGAAAUGCUAGGCUUAUUAGGCUGGGCAGUUAAAUAUAACUUGAAUGAGUCCAUAAGUUCUUUAAUGACAAGUGUCAUGGGAACUGCUGCCCAGGGAGGAUUUGAUUAUUUUGGCACGAUUCAGUUACUUGAGAUAUACGACGAAUUUAUCCUUAGUGAAGUUCUCGACUCCAACAUAAGUGCCUUGUACGAUGAUUACGAAUUGAAGUUUCAUGCACACAAGCUAAUUUUGAAUCUAUCGGGAGAAGUUCAUGAUGAAUUUAUUAGAUCAUUAGAGGAAGACUAUUUGACACUAGACUUCAUAUUGCUCAACCUUAUGAAGUUGAUAAGUUGGAACCUUAGGUGGUAUCAAUAUGUGUCAAAUUAUUUAGUAACAAAAAUAUUAACAAAGUUGUGUGCAAAGUACGACCUGGUCUUUAUUCGAAGUAAAAUAAGGGUAGUCUUUGAACAGAACAAAUUAAAUAUUGCAUUCAAAACGAAGAAUAAGAAGAAUAAGUUUUCGUUAAGUUCAUUUUUAGGAAAUUCAUCUACAUCACAGCCAAAAGCACAUGAAUUUUUAGACAGUGAUACAAUUGUUGAUUAUACAGAAAAAUUAAUUGGCUGGAUUGAUGAAAUUAAUCUGCUGGUGUCAGCAAAACAACCAGAUUCGUUAUAG